AUGGAACUAGCGCAAGUUCCCUACGGUAAUGGUGGUGGCCCAUUUCCAUCAAACGAUAAAACACCACUCGCUUACCUUCUUGAUAUAGCUGUACAAAAAACGUAUCAUGAUCUAUUUACAACAGCUGAAUUGUUGGCUAGAAAACCUGAAUUAGACCGAAAAAUUGAUCUUGUUACAUUUGCAUCUCGUACACGUCAGUUAUUUAUACGAAUAUUAGCCGUUGUUAAAUGGGCAAGAUCAGCUAAUAAAGUGCAUAUUUGUGAGAAUAUUGGCAAUUUUCUAGAAUAUCGUGCGAGAUUAAUUCGAGAAACAUCAGAUACACUUGCACAACUGGCACGAGAGAAACUUAUUGGCGCAAGACUGCCAAGUUAUCCGAUUACAGAUGCUGUUGACGCUCUUACUGUCGGUACAGAAGCAACAACCCCAUUCACGCCGGCUACAGAACAAGAACGACAAGAAAUCUUACCGCGUCUUGGAAAGAUUUUAGCGGCAAGAUUGGCUAUAACAGAUUUACCAUUGCAAUUUACCAAUGUGUCAAUUAAGAACGGACGCGUAACAUUGGCUGUUGACGGAGAGUUUCAAGUUAAAUUAGGAAUUACAAGUGAUAAUUUAUUUACCCCAUGGCAAUUAUAUAAGAUUAAAAUAUUUUUACGUGAUCCCGAAGAACCCGAACAAGAUCUUGUACAUCCAUUGCAGGCAUUUCGUAUACGAGAUAGAAGUGCUUCUAAACAAAAACACGUACAUAUACCAGAAUAUAUACCGUGCAAAAGUUUGACGAUUGAAUAUUGGAAAGAUUAUGUUAAUAGUAACAACAUUCAAAAGAAAACAGUUCAACAACCACAACAGCAACAAUCAACUGCUCAAGCACGUGGUGAUAUACGAAUGACAAUUAUUUGUGAUGAUGAUGCUAAAUUUCGAAUUAGUCAUUUUCCACCAUUAUUAAUCGAAGAUAGUUUAGCUAUUAUUCAAAUAUUAGAUAGACCGAUGUUUACAAUGGAAGAAAUUUUAAAUCGAACUAUUUACGCUCGAUCACAGAGACGUUUUGAAGAAUUAAAAGAAAUCAUUCUUUCGACAACAUCAGCUAUUAUUGUAAUCGAUCCAAUGAUUCCUGCAUUAAAAUGUGAAUUAUUGCCAGAGAGUACGUCAGAAGAAGUUUUAUUUAUAUCAAUUAGUCCAUUGAAUGGCAUCUACAAAGUUAUUUCCUAUAUGGAAUCCUAUUAUUCUCAACAGAUUGAAAAUUCAUUAAACAGAGAUCAAACAAAUUUAAGCGAAGCCAUUAAUUUAUUUAAAAUUUGGCUUAUUCAACAGCGUAUUGCACCAUUAAUUGCUCAUUUAAGUUGUCGUGUUUAUACACGUUUACCAUCAUUAAAUCCAAAACAUGAAUUAACAUCACAGUUUACGAAUAAAGCUGUUUAUAUUGAAUUAACUCAUCAUGAAGGCUAUUAUAUUUUAGUAUAUGUAUCAGAUGUCAAACAAUUGCUAGUACAAUAUUAUUUACUAGUUGUUGAAAAACGUUCAUCGGCUUAUGAUCCAGUUACAGCUCAACAACAACAGCAAAUGAUCAUACAACAAAAUUUACCAGGAUCAGUAGAUGAACCAACAAAAUGGAUAUUAGAACCAGUUUUAUUAUCUCCAUUAGAUCCAUCAACAUUCAUACAAAAAGAUGAUUUAUCGGCAUCUGUUAUUUCAUUGAAAUUAUUGUUGAAACUUGUUAAUUAUUACGAUGAAAUGUUAACAUUUACAUUUCUAAAAGAUGAACUUUUUCGAAAGAAAAUAAUUUGUAAAGGUAUUAUUUAUAGUCCAUGGACAGGUAUUCCAUAUUUAGAUAUUGUUCGUUUAUCAAGUGGAGAAGAGUCAUUAAUGAAUGAAGAAUUAGCCAGUUAUAUAUCCGAAUGUUUUUGGCCACGUUUACAAGCUUGUACAAUUCGUUUAACAUAUACGUUACGAGAUGUUAUUAGUAGUGGAAAACAUAAUAUUGAACGAUACUGGAAUGUACAUUUAAAAAUGAAUGAAAAUUAUUUUCAAAAUUUAAAUAUAAAAACACCGUAUAAUACGAUUGUGAUGUGUUCACAUUUACCAUCAAAAGCGUAUUCAAGAAUUGUUGAUCACAUACGUAAUGAAUUACGUUCAAUGUUUGAAUUGACUCAUUUAUUUGAAAGCUACGCCAUAUCAUUACAAGAUUGUACUGAUCUUCGUGCAAUAUCAGAAAUAUCUUAUUUCAAUUUUUUCAAAUGUAUAAUUAAUUAUGGACCGAAUUUUUCAUUUGGAGUUUGUGUGUCGUAUAACAAUGCUUUAAUUCUAAAUGUUCAAGAAAAUAACAGUCUCGGUGGUUUUGAUUUACGUUUUAUUAAUAAUGCAAAUACAUUAUUACCAAAUACACAUUAUGUAUUGAAUACAAAACUUAGUCCAUAUUUGAAUAGAAGACAUUCGUUAAAAAAACUAGUUCGAGUUCUUCAUAUGACUGCUGUUCCACUUGCAUCAAUAUGUCGACUUGAUUCAUUUAAUAGACCAAUUGUUAUAGCUAGUCAUGGUGGUACAGCGCAACCAAUAUUAUCAAUUGUACCCUACACUGAUACAAGAUGGCGUUUAUAUUUUUGGAAUUAUUUUGUAUUAGAUAUUCAAAUAUGCGGUCCAAAUCUCAUACUUGUACGUGAUGGAUACUACAGCGUGCAAUUAAAUAGUGCAUUACCCGAUUUUAAUCCAAUACCACAUCUGAAAGAAUUUUUAGCAAGAUAUAUGGAUGAUACUGGUUUAACAUAUGAAUUUGAUCAAAUAACUGAACGAUAUCGUGAUCGUGAUUUUCUGACUGAUAUGAACAUUCAUUCAGCGUCAUCUACAAUACACAAGCCAUUACCGCCCCCCUCACUGCCACCUCCAUCCACUCAACAAUCGUACGGAACUAUGACAAGCCUUUUACAUACUCCUUCAGGUCCUGCUAGUGUUCAAGCAACAUCAUCGAUGAAUCCCUUAACACCUGUUAACGUUAAUCAACAACAGCAGCUCCAGCCAAGUUCACCAUCAACAUCACUUAUUGCACCUAGUCCAAGUUUUCAAACAAUGGGCACACCAUCGCCAAUGAUGACUGGUAUUGGUUCUCCAGCUCAACUAACCGCACCAUCGCCAAUGGGUAGUGGUAUGAAUAUUGCAACACCAUCACCGGCUAAUCUCUAUGGCGAAAUGCCAUUUUCAAUAUCGAGUCCGGCAUCUCAACGACAACAUGGAAGUACUUUUCCAGGCUCAUUCAUUAGUCCUUCACCAGGCACUCCAAGCAUGAAUAUUCCAUCUGUUUCUUCGGCCACGACUACUACUGUUAAUACUAACGUUUCAACAUUUGCUCAAGCACGUGGAGAUAUGAUCGACUCUAGUAAACCCCCGUCCAUAACAUCGACGUUGAUCAAUAAUUAUAAUCGUCAUCUUUCACAACCAAUAUUUCCACUUUAUUUAUCCCAGCAAACAUUUUUCAAAAUGCUUCAUACAAGUGAUUCACGACAAUGGUCAAAAUUAGAAUUUUUUCUGGCUUCAUCAACAAUUGUGAGACAAUUUGCUCGUGCUGUAGCUGAACCAGUUGAUCAAAAUAAUAUAACGAUUCGUGCAGUAAAUAAUGAACCAGAUACAUACAGAAUGGAACAUCUUGCAUUACAAUUACAGUUCAUAUUUGAUAAAAUAUCGGGUUUAUAUAGAAUUAAGUUUACAACGACUGAGCAGGCACCAAUUGCAUCUCAACAACAACAAUGUUUGUGGUUAUAUGAUGAAUUACAAACAUUGGAUACAUUUUUCAAUGAAAUAUUCUUUACUAUAUAUCCAUUACCAAUGGCAAUUGAUAUAAUCUCAUUACAUUCAACAGCAAAUCGUGGAACAGUUGUUGCUACAUUACAAAAAUUAUUUACAUUUAUUCAGUCAAAAAUAUUAAAAGAUCUGAUUAAAAUUAUGAGACUUGAACAGAAUCCCGAUCCUCAACAUAUGUGGCGUGCACGUUGGUGUUUGACCGUUCCAAGUGGUAAUGGUUUUGCACAAGUUGGUAAUCCAUCAAUUGGAUGUGGACCAAAUCGACAUGUCUACAUAUUUGUUUUUCAAUUUAUUCCACGUACUGAGAUGCAACUACCAAAUGCUACAACAUUUAUUGUUCCUUUACAAUAUGAUUUACAAACAAAUUUAACAAAUUUAUGGGAUACAUCUAAAGCAACAUCAAUGUAUGUCGAACGUAAACUUGUCGAUGUUAGCCGAUUAGUCGAAGGGGUUAAACAAACAUUAAGUACUAAAAAAUCUUUUUGGCAUUUAAUUGAUUUGAAUCAUACGUUAACAUUAGAACAUGUUUGGAAAAGUUUAUGUCAUCCAUCAAAUAAAACCACAAAUGAAAUAAUGUUUCAAUGUAAUGACAAUGCUAAUCUAAUGCCAUUAUCGUCUAGUGUACAUUUACUAAAUAAUAAUGAUAAACUUAAAAUUGUACCUCUUGAAGCUGAUUCUAAUAAAACUUUAACUCAAAAUGUUGAAAGUUUCACAAAAGUUUUGAAACAAGACGAUGAACAUGAUGAACAAGAAGAUAACGAAGAAGAAGAAAAAGAAUUAAAAAAAAUGAAAAAUUAUAAACCAGCAAUAAAUGCACCAAUAUCGAAAUUUGCACCACUUGAAAAGUCAUCAAAACGUCGAACAACAAAAAAGGAAUUGAUACCAGUUCAUUUACGUAACAGUAAAAAAAUCUUUGAUCCUCGUUUUGAUGAACGUUGUGGAGAAUAUGAUGCAAGAACAUUUCGUAGAACAUAUAAUUUUAUUACAGAUCUUCGAAGUGAAGAACUUGUGACAAUGAAAACACAAUUGAAAAAUACCGAAGAUCCAAAUGAACGAUUGAAAAUCAAACAAGUUAUACAACGUUUGAAGACACAAAUAAAGAAUGUAGAAGAUUUCAAAAAAGAAGAAGAAUUACAUGAGGAAAUUAAAACUCAUAGUAAAGAAAUUGCUAAAGAUGGUCAAGCAACACCUUAUAUUAGUAAAGACGUAAAAAAAGUGAUCAAAUUGGCAACUAAAUAUACAGAUUUGAAAAAAAGUGGCAAAGUUGAUGCUUACUUAUCUCAGAAACGAAAACGUUUGGCAAGUAAACAAAAGAGUAAAUUACCAUUUAGAAGACCGGUGGACGACGAAAUGGAAUAA
Molecule: messenger RNA, 5145 nt
Organism: Didymodactylos carnosus
Lineage: Eukaryota; Metazoa; Rotifera; Eurotatoria; Philodinida; Philodinidae
Source: the annotation of a GenBank genome assembly